GUGGCUGCAAUUGGGGCUUUCAUUUGUAUAGCCAUAGAGUUUCUGUGGUUGUCAGCUCACCAUAAUUUACUGGCAAGUUAGAAUGGUGUCCCUUGCCUGACAUCCGUGUUGCAUACCGUGGAUUACCGUAUUCCAGCAUAUCCCACCGGACGCUGAACCCACCCUCUCAAUACCCUGUUCCCUGCGCAACCCUCUGCUCUAUCUGUCCAAAAUCGGGGAUAAUCCCUCUAUGAUUAUAAAAACCUGUGCUCCUCGGUUGUUUCAAUAAAAAGAAAAAGAAAGAAUAAUAAUCUUGGUCCCUUAUGUGUCGACUUCCUUGGGACGUGCCAAGUCAAAGUACCAGCCAAGAAAGCUUUCUUAUAUAACUGCCCUCAUAACAAGUCACUAGCUUCAGCAUGUCUUUAAUUCCUUACAGCUCAAACGAUACUCGGAGCGUGGUUCUGUGAGUUCCUGUCGUCAAAGAGUUUAAUAAUGGGUUGGCCAGAGCUUCCGCUAACGAAUCACCCUAGUCGCCACCAGCAGACACUCGUGGUUUACGAUCCUCAAUCACGUCAAUUAGCUCUCUGCGAAGCAUCCUCGCCACUUAGCCCUCCCGCUCCUGUCGAGUUCUGUCCAUUGUGCAAACGCCCCCUCGGUGAUGAUUCGCACAGAGAGGAUGGCUCUCCAGACCGGUCUGCUCCGGGUAUGGGGCAUCGGACAUCCGGUAGUAUGGCGGAAUCCGGCUUCGUUGAUCAGGAAUAUUUCCGAAUGCUUGGUUCCGGGUCCGUAUGUCCGGAACAUCGUUUGAGUCAAGUAAUUAAUUUAUUCAAGUAGUAUGCCCGUGACAGAUGAACCCGGUGAACCGGAGGCUGCUAUGAGACGACAGCCGCCAAGUCCAACUAGACGGAGGUUACCGCGAGCGGAGGUAGAAGAAGAGGAUGAGGAUGGUGAUAUGGAUGAAGAGUUGGUAGCUGGGAGUGCGCCUCCGGCUGCGGGUGGCAUUAGUGAGGCAGCGUUUAGUCCAAAGUAUUUCGAAAGGCAUGGGAACGAUCUAGUGGCCUGUGCUUGAGAUAUUCGACUAAUUCGAGUUGCUAGGUUCUUCGUAAUAGAGAAAGAAUUGGGGAGGGGAGGGACCGGUGUGGUUCUACUUGUUCGCCACCUUCUUGAUGGUGUGUCGCUGGGCCAUUUCGCAUGCAAACGUGUUCCAGUUGGUAUGUCUCCCUACCUACACCCCAUAGCUCCUGGCAUGUCCCUGAAACUUAUUUCUUAGGUGACAAUCAUAAGUGGCUUGAAAAGGUUCUUAUGGAAGUUCAACUUCUGCAACAACUAUCGCAUACUAACUUGGUAUCCUAUCGCCAUGUUUGGCUUGAAAACGUUCAUCUCACAAGUGUGUCUCCACACCUCUCCGGGGUUCGUGCGGAUAACUGACAAAUUUUUUCGCAGCCUUUGGACCAAGCGUGCCUUGUGCGUUCAUACUGCAACAGGUAAAAUUUCCAUCGCCUUCAGAUGAAAUAUACGGCUAAUUCUUUGUUGAAACAAAGUACUGCAAUUCGGGUGACCUGCACAACUACCUUCUAAGUGCUGCUAAGCAAACCACGAAGGAGCAAUUGAAGGACCAAAUGAGACGACGUUCCCGGGGAGAACCAGAUCCAUCCUUAGAUCUCAACAAGCCACGCAAACUCCCGUUUGAGCAGAUAAUAUCCUUCUUUCGAGAUAUUGCCUCCGGUCUAAACCAUUUGCAUUCAAACGGGUUCAUUCACCGAGAUCUCAAGCCUUCAAAUUGUUUACUCAAUGACACUGGGGUCCCCGGUCAGGAGCUUAGGGUUCUGGUAAGUGAUUUUGGAGAGGUGCAAAUGGAGAGUGCAGCGAGAAAGUCAACAGGGGCAACUGGCACAAUAUCCUAUUGUGCCCCUGAAGUUUUACGAAAAGGUUUCUAUAUCAAGUAUUACCUAUCCCAAUUUUAAAUAUAACUAACGUGUCACCUCAAGUUGCUCCUGGUGGAGAAUAUGAGAACUUUACUGCAAAAUCCGACAUUUUCUCCUUAGGAAUGAUCUUGUACUUCAUGUGCUUCGGUAAUCUGCCUUAUGUCGGUGCUGAUAUGAUGAACGAGGAGAACGAGAACCUGGAUACCUUGCGGGAGGAGAUCAUGGCAUGGCCAGGCCUUGAUGAAAGAACAAGGCUCAGACCUGAUUUGCCCGAGAGACUUUAUCAGUCUUUGAUGGCGCUGAUCAGUCCAGACCCCAGUGUUCGGCCUACGGCAGAGGAAAUACUAAUGGGCAUUGAGAUGCAAGAAGGCACCCCUUUGGUAAGAAUUGAAUCCUCAUUCUAACUCUUAUUUGAGUUUCUGCCUAAUGACAUGUAGCGCCGGGGUUCUUCCGUCUCGCAGAAGAAGCCAGCCAUCGUUGCAGAUGAUCGGAAUCUCAUUGGUUUCCGUCGAAUCUCUCCUGUUGCAGAUACACCUCCACCUUCAACUCCUGUAGGAAGCCCGUCCAUGCGCCAGGGUUACGAUACCUUCAAGAGAUCACCCAAACCACGACCAGUGAUGAAGGUUCCUAAAAGGGCGUCAAGGCUUGGUGUUGGGUCUCGGCCGGGGGAGAGUCCCGCUUCGGGCUCCGUUAUUAGCACUCAGAUUGCCCGAGAUUCGGAAUCGUCGUUGGUGUUGAGGUCGAGGCUGGAAGCAAUGAAGUCACCCGGAGUCUUGCCUGGAGUCGUGCCUUGGAGGAUUAGGACCGGGGUGUGGUUAGCACGCGCCCAGUGGUAUUUGCUCUUGAAGUUGGGGACCUUCUUGAUCAAGGCAGGCUGUCAACCUCAUAAGGGUUGUGGUGUACGCUGACAAGUCACAUAGGUUGCAACCUUGACAGGGCCAUGCUCCCCCUCAGCUACGAAGCCUUGUUUUUUUUAUCCCUUGCUUUCUGUGGCGGCGUUGGAUUUCGCAACGUAUGUAUCUCUCUGGCUCCUUUUGUCUCCGCUUAUUACUAACUCGGAUUUCUCUCAGGCCCUCCUUCUUUGCGACAAUUAUCUUACUUGCUGUUCACGUAGUAGUCUUGCUUCUGGUUAAUGCUUUUGGGUCUGUUUGCAUGGUGAAAGCUAUUUAGUGAACCCCGCCACCAGGUUUGAGGCAUGAGUUGCAUGAGCUUAAUGGCGUUGGGGUCUUCAGGGUUAUUCUAUGCUACAAUGUCCAGAGGUGUACCAUAUGAAAAGCUUGUGGUGAAAAAGCCUACUCCACAUUAAUCGUAGCGCUUACAAUGUGUGUAAUCGAUGGAGCGCCUCACGGUGGAUUGUAGGUAACUGUUAAUUUGGCGCUGUACUGGUACCGGAGCUAGUGCUACGGUAGUACUGGAUCAACAUGAAUUCCUGAAUGUGCCACAAGUAUAGUACUAGUACUCGUGCAACGAGACAACAUAAUUUUUGGAGGACUCAGAUAGCAGAAGGGCUGUGCAUGAAUAUUACCGCGCUUUUGUUAGCAUCUCUACGUAUUAAAUUAAAAGCACAUAAGAGUCGCUAGCUAGAUGGGUUCCGAUUCGCUGCAAUGUUUAUGCGUCUGGUGAAGAGGAUCCAGUCAUGGUGAAGCUCAAUGCAGGGGCAUGGAUUGAGCAGAGCCUCCCCGGCAUACUCCAUGGGUGUGU
Tuber aestivum (summer truffle) is the source of this 3605-nucleotide messenger RNA. The record is from the annotation of a GenBank genome assembly. NCBI's taxonomy places the organism in Eukaryota, Fungi, Ascomycota, Pezizomycetes, Pezizales, Tuberaceae.